AUAAACAGUUAUUAUUCAUAGGAUGCGAAAAGGAUACUGGCGGGUUUGUGGAAGGAAGCGCCGCUCUCUUGGUCAACAUCAAGCCAAGAAAUACCAAUGGUUCUUUCAAAACGCUACUGCUGAGGAAAUCCGAGUAGAGGGGGAUUUUUGAGUCAGCGGUUUUGGCGGAAACAAGGGAAACUCAACUAUUAACUUAAUCUCACAUGCUUAACAUUCAGGCUCUCGCGAAGCGUAGCAAGAAUAAGGUAGCCUGCAUCAAAAGUAUGCUUCAUCAAUGCCCGCUGAACUCAAUGAGAGGUAGAGAAACAGUACACCGCCACGCUGAUCAUGGGAUGAGGGAAUUUUGUUUGGCAAUUGUCAGAGCGCGAAAAGCCAAUGCUGAAACCAAUAGGAGGUUAGUAGGGUCUGUCUAGUUCAUGCUGGUUGUGUAUAUCUGCUCCUAUGUGCGCCAGCGCAUGCGGAGAUAUUGUGCCGACAUCGGAAAUGCGACGAGAAAAGUUCUUGGAUGUUGUGAAGAUGAUUUCUCUCGCACCUAGAUUAGGAUUCAGGUGGCUAGGUGAGUGGAGUGCUAAUAUGAGUUAACAAACGCGAAUAGGCAAAAGCCCACGAAUACUCUGGUAUAUUUUAUGGGCCGUUCUCUAUUCUGGGUAAAAAAUUCCCGAUGAGCUGUCGAAAUUGUUCGGACAUCCUUCCAGUUUACCGAAAAUUCGCAACAUGUGCGCAAUGCCGAACGCGCGUUGGCCGUACUCAGCGGUCAGUUUCAACAUGUGGAGGUUUGUUUCUAAUUGUAGCCCGAGGGACAAGCUCCCUAGGCCCGAUAGAUCGGCUGUGGCGGAUUUCCAUUAUGGGUACAUCUCCAGGAACCAGACUUCGAAGGUCAACUUUUAAGAGCUCACACGGAGUCCCAAGGAACGGCCAAGCGGGCUCGAAGAUUCGGUUAUCCACCAAAGCUUAACGGUUGGUUAAGCUUCUCGGAUGGCCUUGAUUUUGAGGUAGCUUCUCCUGCAGAUCCAACUCAUUUAUUGGCUCAAGUGUUAGUAAUAGUUCUGAAGAUCCUCGUCAUGUGUCAAAUCUAGAAUCUAGGAUAGGCCAUUUGAGAUGUAGUAUGAUUCGAUGGCGCAAUGCUUGUCGGAGGAAAGCCAGCGAUUCCAUCA
Aspergillus pseudonomiae is the source of this 1154-nucleotide messenger RNA. RefSeq lists its product as uncharacterized. The coding region runs from base 662 to 955 and encodes 97 amino acids. NCBI's taxonomy places the organism in Eukaryota, Fungi, Ascomycota, Eurotiomycetes, Eurotiales, Aspergillaceae. The record is from RefSeq and is a predicted model, not a curated record. The transcript has a single exon.